AACCGUGUUCGAGACUCGACAGUCGUAACAGCGACGAUGGUAGCCGUAGCCAUAAUUGACAUGGAUGCAAAGAAGCACAAGAGAGGAAACAGAGAGCAAGAUGAAGGGGAAGAUGACGAGGACGAUUCCGUCGAAAAGGACAAUGUUGGCCUCGGCUCCGCAGCUCGAAACAAGGAUCUAUUUGGUGCCUAA
Dibothriocephalus latus is the source of this 192-nucleotide messenger RNA. NCBI's taxonomy places the organism in Eukaryota, Metazoa, Platyhelminthes, Cestoda, Diphyllobothriidea, Diphyllobothriidae. The record is from the annotation of a GenBank genome assembly.